AAGAAGAACAUCUGAGGAGGAGGAAGAAGAAGAAGAAGUUCCUCCUUGGUAUUUCCUCGUUUCUUCUCUUACAAGUUGCUGCUGACUCAACUGUGGAGAAAUGGCCUUAGCUGGUGAUAAAAACAGGAUUGUCGGAGAAGAGGACAUCUCAGGUGUUAAUAAUCUCAAAAGAAAAGGAGACGAGGCAGAAGGCGGAGAAGAUGACAGUAAAAACAGCAGGAUUGAGUCCUGUUUUGAUCAGCCGGUGGAUUCAAGCGUUCAUGAGGUCAUCAAGUACACGCCUUCUGCUCUUCCUGCCAAACACUAUGAUGCAAAGACAACUGAACCUAUCAGCUGUGGCCUAUGCUCCAUGGAUGAGUUGUUGUCAUGGAACCGAAGCGAGGCGAGCUCCUUCAACGUGGCGGUUGUUCCUCUGGCACCUCGGCAGCCCCGUCUGAUCAACUGUCUACGUCGGACAUUGGUGUCUCACGACAUGAUGGGCGGCUACCUGGAUGACCGGUUUGUCCAAGGUACAAAUUCAGAGGCCCCAUAUGCCUUCUACCACUGGCAGUACAUAGAUAUUUUCAACUACUUCACACAUCAGUUGGUUACUGUUCCUCCAGCCGUGUGGACAAAUGCUGCACAUAAACAUGGAGUCAUAGUUCUUGGGACUUUCAUCACUGAAUGGACGGAUGGAGCUACAAUGUGCGAGGCCUUCCUGAAAGAUGAGGAGUCCUACCGGGCCGUGGCUGAUAAGCUAGUCCAGAUCAGUCAGUAUUAUGGCUUUGAUGGCUGGCUCAUUAACAUAGAGAACAGUCUGAGUGAGGCAGCUGUGAGGAACACUCCGUUGUUUCUGCGCUAUCUGACCGACCAGAUGCACGAGCGAGUGCCCAGCAGCCUGAUCCUGUGGUACGACAGCGUUAUUGAGAACGGAAAUCUUGAAUGGCAGAAUGAACUCAACCAGUCCAACAGGAUGUUUUUCGAUGCUUGUGAUGGAUUUUUUACAAACUACAACUGGGACGAGAAGAACCUAGAGCAGAUGAAGGAUUACUCUGGGGUUCAGGGCCGUCAGGCGGAUGUAUACGUCGGGGUGGAUGUGUUUGCCAGAGGAAAUGUGGUGGGAGGCAUGCUGGAAACAAACAAGGCUCUUGAUCUCAUUCGCAAGCACAACUUCUCUGCAGCCAUCUUUGCUCCAGGAUGGGUCUACGAGAGCCUAAGUGAUAAGAGCGAGUUCCGCUCUAACCAAGACAAGUUCUGGGCUCUCCUCUCAGAUUACCUGUACAUCCACCGAGCAGCCUCACGUCUGCCCUUCAUCUCCUCCUUCUGCCAGGGCUUUGGGAAAGCAGUUUACCGGAAAGGACAGCGUGAGACAGAGAAGAGCUGGUUCAACCUGUCUGCUCAGGAGAUCCAGCCUUCUUACUACCACAUGGAUCUGGGGGGUCCGGGCUGGGUGAGCAGCAGCGGCUGCCCUGAAGACGCCUGGAAUGGAGGCUGCUCGCUGCUGCUGCAUGGACUCAUCCCUGCAACUUUAAACACUCCCAUUUGUGCCAAGAUUUUCUCCCUGCAUGUGCCACUGGAUUCCAAGAUCAUGGUAACUCUAGUCUACAAAGCCUCUGCUGGGAUCACUAUAUCUUUGCAGCUGACAACAACAGACUCCAUUCACUGUUCCCAAUCUGAAGUCCACGAGGUCACCCUAACAAGUCUGUCCCAUAAGACACUGAGUGUUGGAGCACAGGCAGUGAGCCAGAUCUCUGACCUGUGUGGAAACAGGAACCUACAUGGGUGGACUGUUAAAUGUUCACAACUGGAGCUUCACGGCUGUGUUCUCAGAGAAGUGUGUGUCCUUAUCCAUCGGGACGGAGAGCCUCAGGACCAGUCUUUCAGCUGCAGGGUGGGAGAGAUCAUGGUACUGAAUGUGGAUACUCUGCAGCUGCCCACUGACCCUGUUCGAGGCUUGUGCGUUGAUGACGUGGUGUGGCAGCGUGGAGUCGGAACAUUGCCAGAGAGCCUGCUCCUCAAUGCUACCCUGCGCUGGGAUUACCCAGGAGAAUCUGUGCGCCACUUUAGAGUGUACUGGCGACGGCUGAGAGGCCCUGAUCCUAGAAUCCCUGCUGGCCAGCUGGAGCUGCUGGCCCGAGCCUACUCCAACCAGUUCCGGGUGACGGAGCUGGUUGUGCCCAAGCCCCCCAGCGUGUUGGAGCUGGUGGUGGAGCCAGUGAUCAGGAAUGGCUUCCCUGUCCCAGAGAGUCACUGGGGACGGAGACAACUCAGCUACACAGAUACAUUUGAACAAUGAUCUCACACAAACGUUCUUUUUUUUCUAGGGCUUUUUGUUACUGUUGUAAACAAGGCUAUGAAGUUAAGCAGAAAAUUGAACACAAGAAGUAAAAUCUAAAUGUGGCGAGUUGCCACAGACUAUGCUAUGCAGUGUUUUUGUGUGAAAAUCACUAUUGUUUAAAGGUCCUGUCAGUUUCUGAAUUCAUACAUUUUUCUGACUCUACCAUCAGUGGCUAUGUUUUUGACAUAAUCCUAAAUAUGCAGUGACUUGUAGACGUAUUGACCCCCCCCCCCCCCCCCAACUUAAGAUGUUCCACAUUUUGUCACUUAAUUACCACAAUUUCUGCAAGGUAAUGCCUCUUGAAAAGUAAAAGAGACAUUUAACAAUCUUAAACUUGUCUUUUAGAAACAAAACUCUGACAAGUUUGGUAAACAUUUGCAUUCUUGAUCCGAUCACCUGUUCUCAGAUGCUGAUGCCCAUUUUCACUCGUGCAAACUGCAGUUUUCUCACAGGGUUCUGUAAAUCAGCUGCUGUCUUUCCUCUAUUUAACCUGAAUAUUGCAUUUUUUUAUCUGAAUAUGCUGUAUUAAUUGUGCAAUAUAUUUUUUACUUUUGUGAUAACUAAAUUCUUUUCUGCUUUACAAAUUUAAAUAAUCUUUUUUAUUCAUAUUACUUAAUCUAGUCUGUAACUCUGAUGUAUCCUGUCUGCAUGCUUUUGCCACUGUCACCCAGAUUUCCCCAUUGAUGGACAAUAAAGGUCUUUCUAUUCUA
Molecule: messenger RNA, 3027 nt
Organism: Fundulus heteroclitus (mummichog)
Lineage: Eukaryota; Metazoa; Chordata; Actinopteri; Cyprinodontiformes; Fundulidae
Gene: engase
Product: endo-beta-N-acetylglucosaminidase
Exons: 14
Coding region: 101-2275 (724 amino acids)
Biological process (GO): protein deglycosylation
Cellular component (GO): cytoplasm
Molecular function (GO): mannosyl-glycoprotein endo-beta-N-acetylglucosaminidase activity
Source: RefSeq, a predicted model, not a curated record